Molecule: messenger RNA, 1344 nt
Organism: Cryptomeria japonica (Japanese cedar)
Lineage: Eukaryota; Viridiplantae; Streptophyta; Pinopsida; Cupressales; Cupressaceae
Product: aspartic proteinase nepenthesin-1-like
Exons: 1
Coding region: 1-1344 (447 amino acids)
Biological process (GO): proteolysis
Cellular component (GO): extracellular region
Molecular function (GO): aspartic-type endopeptidase activity
Source: RefSeq, a predicted model, not a curated record
AUGGAUUGUUCAAAGCUGUUGGGUUUCGUGGUCUUGAUAUGCUUUACUAUUCCAAUGAUAUCAUGUUCUUCGGACAGACUGUUUAGUGCUUGGCCGAAGUCAAGCAGCGAUGAAAGUAUAAAAAUAAGGGUGAACAUGACGCGCAGAUCAGAGCGAGAGUUGAGCAUUCCUGAGAGAUUGCGUUCGGCUGUGGAUCGAAGUAAAGAACGAAUGAAGAAGAUAGAGGCAUUCGCAAAGCAGAAGAUAAGAGGACAAUUAGACGCUGAAACGCCCGUCGAAGUAGGGGAUGGAGAAUUUCUGAUGAGCGUUGCAGUGGGAACUCCCCCUGUGAGCUUCGAAGCGAUUGUGGACACAGGGAGUGAUCUGAUUUGGACUCAGUGCAAGCCUUGCCAGAAUUGCUACACUCAGCCUACGCCAAUCUUCGACCCCUCCAAAUCAUCCACAUUUUCCAGAGUUCCCUGCGGUGCUCCUCUUUGCGACGCUUUAGGGAAUACACAAACUGGAUGCAAACCACACUGUACCUUUAUGUAUGAGUAUGGUGAUGGUUCCUUCACCAGCGGUGACCUGGCCUUCGAGACACUAUCAAUUGGGAGCGAUAGCGAAGUUGCGGGCAUUGCUUUUGGAUGCGGGAAUCACAACGAAGGACAAGGAUUCUCUCAGGGCGGCGGUCUUGUGGGAUUAGGAAGAGGCGACCUCUCACUUAUCUCCCAGCUCGGUUCCAAAGCGGAGAACAAAUUCUCUUAUUGUCUUUUGUCCAUCACCGACUCUUCUUCACAAACCAGCCCUCUCUUUUUCGGUGAGGGUGCUUCUUUGAGUGGAGCGAAAACAAUGCCCCUCAUUAAGAGUAGUAUAAUUCCCACUUUCUGGUACAUUCCUAUUACAGGAAUCACCCUCAAUGGUAAGGCACUAGAUAUUCCUCCUGGAACUUUCGAUCUGCAGUCGGACGGAAACGGAGGUAUGAUCAUCGAUUCCGGAACCACUAUUACCUAUCUGGACGAGCCUGCCUACUCUCCUAUGAAGAAAGCAAUUCAGUCUGCCAUUGAUCUCACUCCUGUAGACGGUUCUUCUACGGGGUUGGAUCUUUGUUACGGCACAUCAUCCAGUGACGUCAUCUUGCCAACCCUCGUCUUCAACUUCAAAGGCGGCGUGGAUUACGAGCUACCAGCAGACAACGUUUUCAUUCAGAUAUCUGAAAAUCUCUUGUGCUUGGCGAUGCUGGGUAAACCAUCGGGGAAUGGUUUUCCUUCCAUCUUUGGAAACAUACAGCAGCAAAAUUUCCAUAUCCUUUACGAUAAUGCUCACAACACGCUCUCUUUCAAGCCCGCUAAGUGUGAUUCUCUGUAA